ACGCGCAAUCAGCCGCCCGAUUUGAAAUCUCGCGCCCAAGGGCUCCAGGCCCGCCGCCAUCUUUGCGAAACAAAAGUAGAAGAACUUGAUCGGUGUCGUUGAUAAUCUCGUCGGUUUAUUUCCCCGGAAAAUUCCAAGGAUCUUUCGCUUUCGUUAUUAAUGGCUGAAAAGUGGGAUGAAAGUGCAAACGACUCUCCAGAGGUCGUAUACGAAGGGUUUUCCCCGCCUGCGACACAUUCACAGGGAAUGAUCUCGGCAGGUAGCUCCUUUGUUGUAACGACUGAUGGCAAUGCAGGAAAUCAGGUUGCAGGUUCUACGAAUUAUAUGUCUGCUCAGCCAGUUAUGGAAAACCAGAGUGAAGCUCCACAUCAUGAAGAAAUUGACAGAGCUCGUUUGUGCUUCGUUUGUUGUAACCCUGUAUCAGACAAAAAUUAUGAAAGCAUUAAGACAUCCAUGAAUCAUUCUCAUGCACCACUGCUGGUACUUCUUACUGAUGUCCUAGGAUAUAAGCUGGAAGAUGGGAGGUUACAUUCGCAGGUUGUAUGUAAAGCCUGCUACCACUUACUGGAUAUAAUUGAUGAGCUCCAGCAGACGCUAACGGAAUCCAAGACUGAUGUCAGAACAAAGUUCUUGGAGACAGUACAAAAGCUCAAAUUAAAAUACCCAAGGACCGAUAAGAUGCUCAAGCCCCGUUGCCUACGAUGCAUACAGAUGUCACAGUCAUCUGCACGCAAAAGAGGGCGAGGAGGAAGAGGUUGGAAGGGAAGAUCUGAUGAAAAUAUGAGAGGAAAGGGUAGAGGCAACAGGGGUCGAGGCAGAGGGCGAAGUCUUUCUAACGAUGGCAGUGAUAAUGAUGGAGAGGGCCAAGGAGUUUGCGAAGGAGAGAUAUGCAAAGAUGUACUACCAUCAAAGUCACUACACCAGUCAUCGUCACAAGGGGAUCUCAAGAUAUGCGAUAAAAGGGGGAACACACUGCCUUUCGCAUCAAGAAACGUCCCUUCAUUCACAGACUGCUCCUGCAAUGACAUGGAUCCAACAGUGUAUGAAUGCCUCAUGUGUAGAAAAAGUGAUACAGAAGUCUUUUAUCAAUACUGUGAGAGUUGCUUGACCUGUCAAGGUACUUUUGUUCCGUGGGGUGUUGACGUUACCUUGAGAUUUGUUGGUGAACAGUGCUCUAUCACUCAGAUAAACGCUCGAAGUUAUUUUGAGGAAGAUUUGUUUUGUGUGUUAACCAAAGGAUUGAAGUUACUGAGCCCUUCAAGUUAUGCUAAAGAGAUUGACUACAUUAAUGACGGUGACAAUGAAGGGAAAAUUAAAAGGAAAAUUGUUUCAGAUGAUAGUGGGAAAAAAAGUCUACUCAAGAAGAGUAAACCCAAAAUAGAUGUUGAUAAUGAAGAUAAUGCAGAGACAAAAGAAAAGGAGAAAUCUGAUGAUGAAAAUACAGAGAACAUAAAACCGAAAUCUAAAGAUAAAGACAAUGCAGUUGAUGAAAGUGAGGAGGACGGAGACCACCAGACAGUUGAAAAAUCAAAUGUGGAGAGCAGUGAGGGAGAGGAAGAGAAUGAAGUUCAUACUUCACCUGGUCAUCAUGGUGCCAGUAAAUCAAAGUUCCCUGAUAUUGAUUUAAAAUUGUACCAGCCAAUUAUCAAAAUUCAGGAAAGUAGGAAAGUGAGGGAGAAACAGUCAAAGAGGAAGACAAAGCACCAGCGAAGAACUCUUGCAGAUGAGUUUGAGAGUAUUUUGACUAGACCUACAUUAGGCAAACGUCAAAUAAAGCCCACAGAGAAAGUGAGGUGGUUGGCUGAACAGUGUAAUAGAAAAAGUGAAGUGCAUCCUACAGAUGAGGAUAGAGGUCGAAGUAAAGGGCCUACACUAGUAAAGAUAAAGUCCGAAAAGGAAAAACCUGAAGAGUUAGUAUCUAAGCCUGAAGGUACUGAAGUGUCACCAGGAAAGCGCAAAAGAAAGCCGACAGAAAAAGCUCAGGAUGCGACAGAUAAUCCGAAAGUUGAUAAAGUAGAAGGAAGUCUAAAGAAUAAAGAAACCAAGAAGUAUGAGAAAACUAAAUUAACUGAAGAAGAGUUACAUGAUAGUGAUGCUGACCCAGAAUAUGUGCCAGAGGCUAAUGCGGAGGAAAGCGGUGAUUCUGAGGCUGAGGUCAUUGUCAAGAUAAAAAAGGAAAUUGUUGAUGACGAGCAAGGUUCAGAAGAUUCAUCAAUGCUUCAGGAAGACUUUGCUGAAUUUCCUCAGGAAGAUGAAGAUUCUAAGAGUGCUUUAUUAAAAAGAUUGAGCGAGAUGCCUGUUCCCAGAAAACGUGGAAGGCCUCCGGGUAAAAGACGCAAGAAACGAUCAUAUAUUAAGUCUGAGUUGUUGUGGGAUGACUUUGAAGAUGAUCAGCUGAUUGUCAAAACAGACGAUGGCAGAGAAAUAGACUUGAGCAGGCUCUCUUUAAAAAAUUUGCAGGAUGGAGAUCAGUUGUACAAAUGUCCUGUUUGUGGGAAAGAAUACAAGUCUCAAGGAGGUAUGCAGUACCACUUGGCUACUCAUACAUCGUCUGCCAGGUUUUCUUGUAGCUUGUGCUCAUACAAAACAAUUAGGCAUGGAGAUCUGAAGAAGCAUUACGUCAUUCACACAGGAAUAAAACCGUAUAAAUGUGAAGUUUGCCAUCAGGAGUUUUCAACAAGUAGUUCAUAUAAAAGACACUUACGAAUACACAGUGGAGAGAAGCCUUACAAGUGUGAAGUUUGUGGCAAAGACUUUAGAAACAUUACCACACGCAAGCAGCAUAUGACACUGCACACUGGUAUUAAAAACUUUGUCUGUGAAGUUUGUGGAAAAAGCUUUGCUCUAAAGCAUCACUAUACAUCUCAUAGUAAACGGCAUACAGGGGUGAUGCCCUUUAAAUGCAUAUAUUGUGAUAGUGCCUUCAAAACUCACAAUGCUCUAAAGACGCAUCGUAAAAAGGACCACCCUGUCGAGGAAGCCGAAAGGAUUCAACAGAACAGAUUACGAAGGAAGAGUCCCAUAAAAGAGGAAAAGAUUAAAGUGGAGGCAGACCUGAGUCCAGAUCACCAGGUUUUCCAGGCUCCUGGGGAUGUUUUGGAACAGGCAAUGGCUGCAACUGUGGAAACUGUGGACGGGGUUCAUUACGAGUAUGUUGAUGUUGCUGACCCGUCCAUCCCACUUGUGUCAAAGAUGAUCAAAGAGAACUGGAAUGGCAGAGACUCUGUGGUUUUAACAAUAACGCACAUUGAAGAGGAUGAGUAUAAUGAGAUUGAUGAUGAAUAAAAAGUCUGUUUGAA
This is a messenger RNA of Macrobrachium nipponense, 3299 nucleotides long. RefSeq lists its product as uncharacterized. Lineage: Eukaryota; Metazoa; Arthropoda; Malacostraca; Decapoda; Palaemonidae. The record is from RefSeq and is a predicted model, not a curated record. Bases 160 to 3285 code for a protein of 1041 amino acids. The transcript is spliced from 6 exons. Gene Ontology annotation, biological process: regulation of DNA-templated transcription. Gene Ontology annotation, molecular function: DNA-binding transcription factor activity, RNA polymerase II-specific; RNA polymerase II cis-regulatory region sequence-specific DNA binding.